This is a messenger RNA of Vigna unguiculata (cowpea), 3894 nucleotides long. Its product is annotated as telomere length regulation TEL2 family protein. Gene Ontology annotation, molecular function: Hsp90 protein binding; telomeric repeat DNA binding. NCBI's taxonomy places the organism in Eukaryota, Viridiplantae, Streptophyta, Magnoliopsida, Fabales, Fabaceae. Gene Ontology annotation, cellular component: cytosol. The record is from RefSeq and is a predicted model, not a curated record. Gene Ontology annotation, biological process: 'de novo' cotranslational protein folding.
ACUAGGCCGUUUAAUUAACCCCAAAGCUUCCGCAACGAAGUAGACUCAUCCGGAAGUGCAGAAAUUGAGUGCAAAUUCGUGGUGAAAGCAAAGUAGCCAGAGAAACUCCGCUUUGGAAAAUCGCUUAUGGAGGAAGUUUCAGAGAAGAAAGAAUUGGAACAUGAGGUGGUUACCAACGUCGCCAAAGUGAUUUCGGCUAUAAAGAACGCGAAGCACGUCGAUCAAGUCAUUUGCGCCCUUCAUUCCAUAGCUACCAUGUUCUUCCCCGUAGACCUUUCUCUUCUCUCAGAUUGCAUAGACGAGAGUUACCGAGACCAGGUCUUCAGUGUCGAAGUUCCUACUGCAGAAAAACGAAAUGGUUGGUGGCGUGCGUUUUAUAGAGGAGCUGCUUUCCCUACACUGGCUAGGUUCCUAUUACUUGAUGUUGCCUCGAACUGGCUGGGUUGUUUUCCCUUUUCGGCGCAGAAAUGUGUUUAUGAUGUUUUCUUUGUCCGUGGAUUGGUUUCUGAGGUGCUGCAGAUUUUGGUUCCUUUUCUCCAGCUGAGUCCGGUUGAUGGUCUAGAUGUUAAUGCCGUCCUCUCUAAUUCUGAAAGAUUGCUUGUACUGUGCUUGCUUGAAAAUAAAGGGGUGGUCCAGUUAGCAAGAGAGUUUGGUGGUUCUUCUAAAUUGAGAAACGUUACAGAUGUACAUACCAAGAUGGAUGUAUCAAGGGUGGCACAGAUUGUUGCAUCUAUUCCCGACAAAGCAAGAAUGAACUCAUCCACUUCCUUGUCAUCACAUGUGUUUUUCAAGCAGGUUGUUGUGCAACUACUCUCCUUGGCAGAAAAAAGAGAGAUGGUCUUGCUAGAAAAUGCAGAGAUGGAUGAAAUGGACAAAAAUGGUGCAAUGUUUUUUGUAGGGGAAAUGUUUUCUCGAAUUUGUCGCCGAGGCUCUACUGAUCUUCUAUCUAGUGAAUUAAUACCUGAAGUGGUAAGGCUUGUCAAUGGUUGCUUAUCAUCAAAUAAUGAUUCAAUUACGAAGGAGUUGCUUGCAUUGAAACCUGACAUGGUAUUUUGGUCAAGAAUAAUGGAAUCCAUCAGCGACCCUUAUACCAAAGAAAGAAUCUCUGAGCUGAUUUUGCAUAAGUUAGCUACUCAAGAUGCAAAUGAUGUUCAAGCGUAUUGGCUGCUGUGGUUGUUAUUCCAUCGAAUUUUUAAGCUUCAGGCUUCUGUCAGGUCUAUGUUUGUUGACAAAUUCCUGCUAUGGAAAGUAUUCCCUGUUAGCUGCCUGAAAUGGAUCCUUCAGUUCGCUGUCCAUGAAUGCCCACCUGGUUCCUCAUUAUCAGAACAUAAUCGCGCUGGGCUUUUGAAUACUGUCCAACGUCUGAUGGCAGUAUGGUCUAAGAAAGAAUUUGUGCAAACAGCACCUAUUGAGCAACAAGCUUACAUAUCUGCUGCACUAGGCCUUUCUCUGGAGACAAUGUCUAGGGAGGAAUUGGAUGGGAUGAAGAAUGGAAUGCAUUUGAUUCUUCAAGGGGUUAGCUGUAGGUUGGAGAGUCCUAAUCAUUUAGUUCGAAAAAUGGCUAGCUGUGUUGCUUUGGCAUUGUCUAUAAUUAUUGAUCCAAAGAACCCCUUGUACCUUGAUGAUAGCUACAGUGGGGAGGCAAUUGAUUGGGAAUUUGGAUUCACAAUCCUCAAGAAAGGGAAUCUAGCUGCAGCAAAUUGUGGAGGAAAAGGUAUUGAAGAAACUAAGACCUCUACAGUGUCAGGUCCAGAGAGGAACACUAAUUCCCCUUCCAAUAAAGGAAAAAGUAUUAAUGUAAAGGGCAAAAAGAAGUUAUUGGAGUUUAAUGUGCUUGAUCCAGAUGAGAUUAUUGAUCCAGCAUCACUGAAUCAUGACUCAGACGAUAAUGAGGAGGAUGUUGAUGACAGUGCAAGCGAGAAUUCAUAUUCCUCAAGUGAUUCAUCUUUACAGCCGUAUGAUUUGGAAGACGAUGACUCAGAUCUGAAAAGAAAAUUUUCACAGCUGGCUGAAGUUAUUGCAGCUCUUAGAAAAUCUGAUGAUGCUGAAGGGGUGGAAACGGCUAUUGAUGUAGCUGAAAAGCUCAUAAGAGCAUCUCCAGACGAACUGAAACAUGCAGCAACGGAUCUGACCAGAACUCUUGUUCAGGUUCGGUGCUCUGAUAUUGCUUUAGAAGGUGCAGAAGAAUCAACUGAAGACAAAAGACAAAGAGCAUUAGUUGCCUUGGCAGUCACCUGCCCAUUUGAAUCCCUUGAGACACUAAACAAGCUUUUGUAUUCACCUAAUGUUGAUAUCAGUCAGCGUAUUAUGAUGCUAGAUGUUAUGACAGAAGCAGCUCAAGAGCUUGCUGAAUCAAAAAUUAUGAAACCCAAACAUCAGACUAGUUCCCUUAUUUCAGUUGUUUCCGAUACCCGUCCUUGGUUCCUACCUAGCAGCACAGGGACUCCUGGAGCUGGUUCCUGGAAAGAGAUCUCAGGUGCUGGCUCUUUAUUGAAUUGGUCAAAUAGCUACGAGAGGGACCUUCCCCCAAAACAUAAUCAGGUCAAGAAGGGGAAAACACGCAGGUGGAGUCUGCGAUCUGCUGCACAGAAAAACCAGAUGGAGUAUUCCCAUAAUAAGUUUCCCUUGUAUGCUGCUUCAUUCAUGCUUCCUGCCAUGGAGGGAUAUGAUAAGAAAAGGCAUGGUGUUGACUUGCUUGGCAGGGAUUUCAUUGUCUUGGGGAAACUCAUUUACAUGCUUGGGGUUUGUAUGAAAUCUGUAGCCAUGCAUCCAGAAGCUUCUGUACUGGCUCCUUUGCUCCUUAAUAUGUUAAGAUCCAGAGAGGUAUGCCAUCACCAGGAAGCGUAUGUGAGAAGAGCUGUUCUUUUUGCAGCCUCAUGUGUAUUGGUUGCCCUUCAUCCUACUUACAUUUCAUCUGCCUUGCUCGAAGGAAAUGUUGAAAUUUCUACUGGUCUUGAAUGGAUUCGCACAUGGGCCCUUGAUAUAGCUGAGUUAGACACAGAUAAAGAAUGCUAUACGAUGGCUAUGACAUGUCUACAACUCCAUGCCGAGAUGGCUCUUCAAACUUCUCGAGCGUUGGAGUCAGCAAGAAGUUCACUCAAGGCAGGCCCUGCACUUACAUCCGGCACAUCCAAUGUGACCAUUAAAAUUCCCUACUUAAAUGGGGAUUAAAGAUGCUUCUGGCUAUUGUGAGUGGCUUCUAGCCCAGAAUAUAAAUUAGAAGGUGUGAUGCAGAACAAUAGUGGAGGCAAAAUUCUGGAAGUUAAGAGCCAUUUUAUCUCAGUAGGGUUAGUGGCAACUGCUUGGAAAUCUGUCCGUCAUAAUGCACUGUUUUCAUAUGAUCAAGAAUUUGGAUUACCUCCACAAACAAUGUGUAUGUAAGCAACCAGAUCAUGUGCUGACUUAUGAAGUAUAGAAAGUGAAAAGUUCAAAGAGCAUUCAAGUAAGACGAGUCUCAUGUGAUACUGAAAAUGCAUGCAUGGCUGUUUGCUUGUGCACGAAAAAUUGAAAGGGAAAGGGAGGUUGAGCGUGAUAAAAAUUAAAAUACUACACCUGCAAUGCACUCUAUAUGCCUAUCCACUCGAAGCAUGUCUCUUUCCCAUCAUGUGGAACUUGCCUGAGAUCCUGAGGCUGGAGGAUGAUUAGGUUUCCAUUCCAUGGAUAUAAUGUGGAGAAAUUAGUCAUCAACUUACACAGAAGAAAAUGCAUUCACCUUAUCAUGAGUGUAGAUGAAAAGAGAAGAGGGCAUAAAAUUCUUAGAGAAAGAUGCCACCAUACAUGUUUGAGAGUUUCGACACCCUAAGUGAAGAAAACAUUUUUAAUGAUUCAAACAUGUUGAUAACAAAAUCAUAUUUUGCUAAUAUAACAAGCAAAAGUAAAUGAACCAAUUUUCCA